GGAAGAAGUGCAAUUAAAUAAAAAGAAUGCCCAAUAAAUACUGUUACAUUUGUGGUAGAAUCAAUAAUCAAAUUUCCUUGCACAAAUUUCCAAAAGAUGAAAACCUUAAAAGGUUUUGGUUAGAAAGUUGCGAUUUAAACGAAGCAGAUAAAGUGGACACCUUAAAAUUGUGUUUCAAACAUUUUACGCCUGAGGAUUUUAUCAAUAUUAAAGCUCGAUCAUUUGGUGGCCAUCUGACCUUAAAUAAAAAUGCAGUCCCUUCUGUUGAUGUACCCACAAAAGUAGUUAAACCAUCCCCGAGUACUUUCACAGAUGAGGAAAUUUUUAAAAAUACAACAACCAUUAAGGAAGAAAUAAUUUUACAAGAAAAUGAAAAUAACUCCAUUUCUAGUGAUGUUACUAUUGAUAAUAUUAUGAUGGCUAAUAAUGAGCAAAACUCUAAAAAUAUUCAAGAAUCUUCACCAAAAAAACGAAAAUUUUUUGAAGCAAGAUUUGUUUCUGAAAUAGAAGAUGCUGAUUUAGAAAAACCUGAAAUUGCCAGGAGGGCCAUUUGAUUGGCCAAAGAUACGAUAUUAAAAAAAACAAAAAAAAUUAAAUCCCUGCAAGACUCAAACAGAUCAUUGAAAAAGAAAAUAAAAUCCCUAAAUGAUAUAAUUUGUCUACUUCGACAAAAAAAGAAUAAAUAAAUGUAGCAAAUGUCAAGGCAUAAAAAAUUGAGAAGACUUUUGUGUGAUAGGUUCUGGUAAAAAGUUUAUUCACAAUAGUUUUAAACUUUUCUUUUAGAAAAACUACAAGAUGAUAAUAACAAAGAAGAUAAUGAAAUAAGACCAAUUAAAC
Messenger RNA from Brassicogethes aeneus, 837 nucleotides. The record is from the annotation of a GenBank genome assembly. NCBI's taxonomy places the organism in Eukaryota, Metazoa, Arthropoda, Insecta, Coleoptera, Nitidulidae.